This is a messenger RNA of Neolamprologus brichardi, 2103 nucleotides long. Lineage: Eukaryota; Metazoa; Chordata; Actinopteri; Cichliformes; Cichlidae. The record is from RefSeq and is a predicted model, not a curated record.
AUGUUCCUAAUGAGACGACAGAUGAUGUCCUGGGGGAUCUUCUUCCAGAUUGACCAAGGCGUCACUGAGCUCCUGGACAGGUCUCCAGAGGAAAAAUCCAAACUCAUGUUUUCUAUGAACGACAUUGGCGAAACUGGUUUCUUAUCAAAAGAAGAAUUUGCCAGGAUGCUCAGGUCUUUCAUAGAAAUCUCCAACGGUGCUCUUUCAAAGAGUCAGGCAGAGGACGGCAUCAAGGCCAUGAUGCAGGCCGCGGGCUUUGAUGACAAGGAGAAAAUCUCGUGGGAGGACUUUCAUUUUCUGCUGCGGGAUCACGAGAAGGAGCUGCAGUUUGCUCAGCUCAAUGUCAAAGGGAUGGAGAAACAGGGGAAGAAGAAGCUGAGUCGAGACCAGAGAGUGUCCUUCAUUUGUCCGGCAAACAGCAGUCACAAGACAGACGGACCAGAGAUACGCAAACGGAAAAGGUUAAACGUCCAUACUCCAAAUGUCUAUGUGAAGCCAAAGCGCCAGAAGUACAUAAAGAACACGGUCCAGCAGAAAAUCCAGCAGUUCAAACGUUUCGUUGAGAAUUAUCGGCGUCACAUUGUGUGCUUCAUCAUCGUGUACGGCAUCACAGCUGGUGUUGCACUUGAAAGAUGUUAUUACUAUGGCUUGCAGGCUGUAUCUACAGGUGUCCCCGAGACAUCCAUGGUGGGUAUCCUCGUGUCCCGUGGUUCAGCCGCUGCCAUCUCCUUUCUGUUUCCUUACAUGCUUCUCACCGUGUGUCGCAACCUCAUCACGCUCUGCCGAGAGACCUUCCUGAAUCGAUACAUCCCCUUUGACGCUGCCAUUGACUUUCAUCGCUUUAUGGCCAUGAGUGCCAUCAUCCUCUCAAUUGUUCACAGUUUGGGCCACGUGGUCAACAUCUACGUCUUCUCCGUCAGCGACCUUAACAUCCUAUCUUGUCUCUUCCCAAAAGUCGUAGUAAACAACGGGUCUGAACUUCCUCCCAAGUGGUACUGGUGGUUCUUUCAAACUGUUCCAGGAAUGACUGGGGUCUUGCUUCUCUUUGCGUUCGCAUUCAUGUACGUUUUUGCCUCACACUAUUUCCGUCGCAUCAGUUUUCGUGCAUUUUGGAUCACCCAUUACCUCUAUGUUGCCGUGUACAUUCUUACAGUUAUUCAUGGCAGUUUCGCUCUGCUUCAAGAGCCUAGUUUCCACAUCUACCUCAUCCCACCUGGCCUGCUCUUCCUUCUGGACAAACUAAUCAGCCUGAGUAGGAAGAAGGUGGAGAUCCCGGUUAUCAGAGCUGAGCUGCUGCCAUCAGGUGUGACACAUCUGGAAUUCAAGCGGCCACAGGGCUUUGUUUACCGUUCGGGCCAGUGGGUUCGCAUAGCAUGUCUGAUGUUGGGCACGGAUGAGUACCACCCAUUCACUCUCACAUCAGCUCCUCAUGAAGAGACGUUGAGCCUGCACAUCCGAGCUGUGGGGCCGUGGACCAGCCAGCUCAGAGAGCUCUACACCGAGGAAAACCUGCUGGAGCUUGGAGCUUUUCCAAAGCUGUACUUGGAUGGACCUUUUGGCGAGGGCCAUCAGGAGUGGAUUGACUUUGAGGUGUCUGUUCUGGUGGGAGGAGGAAUUGGAGUCACCCCGUUCACUUCAAUUCUCAAAGACCUGGUGUUCAAGUCCUCUGUCAAGUCCAAGGUUUUGUGCAAAAAAGUUUACUUCAUCUGGGUGACACGGACACAGCGUCAGUUUGAGUGGGUGUCAGACAUCAUCAGGGAGGUGGAAGAAAUGGACACUCACGAUCUGGUGUCGGUCCACACUUAUAUCACUCAGGUGGCCGAAAAGUUCGACCUGCGCACGACCAUGCUGUAUGUGUGUGAGCGCCAUUUUCAAAAAGUGUGGAACCGCAGCCUCUUCACCGGCCUCAGGUCCGUCACCCACUUUGGCCGCCCGCCCUUCGUCUCCUUUUUUAGCUCCCUGCAGGAGGUUCAUCCAGAGGUGGGUAAAAUUGGUGUGUUCAGCUGUGGUCCUCCAGGACUGACCAAAAAUGUGGAGAAAGCUUGCCAGCAGAUGAACAAGAGGGAUCAGGCCCAUUUCAUACAUCACUAUGAAAACUUCUAA